This is a messenger RNA of Hevea brasiliensis (rubber tree), 522 nucleotides long. Its product is annotated as kirola-like. Lineage: Eukaryota; Viridiplantae; Streptophyta; Magnoliopsida; Malpighiales; Euphorbiaceae. Bases 2 to 460 code for a protein of 152 amino acids. Gene Ontology annotation, biological process: defense response. The record is from RefSeq and is a predicted model, not a curated record. The transcript has 2 exons.
UAUGGCUCAAAUCGAAAAGCUGGGAGUCCAAACACAGAUCAAAUCCUCUGGUGACAAGUUUUAUGAGAAUUUAAGGAGCAAAGCUUAUCUCAUACCCAAGAUCUGCCCUGAAAUUGUAAAGGACAUACAAGUUCUUCAAGGUGAUUGGGAAACUAUGGGCUCCGUCAGACUGUGGACUUACGUUGCUGGGAACUGCGAGAAACUCAAGGAAACGGUGGAGGCUGUAGAUGACAAAACUAGGAGCAUCACCUUCAAAAUGUUAGAAGGAGAGAUAGUAAAUUACUAUAAGACUUACAAGCCAACCCUUCAGGUCACAACAAUGGGUCAAGUCACCUUGGCAAAAUGGACUGUGGAAUAUGAGAAAAAUGACGAGCACAUCCCACCUCCUCAUAGGUACUUGGAGUUGUUGCAUAACUUAAACAAAGCUAUUGAUGCUUACCUUCCUACGAGCAAGGCAUAGAAUGAAAAUGACCUGCCUUUAAAAUAUUAAUCAAUAAAAGCUUCAAAGCUGCUUGGUGAGUC